Molecule: messenger RNA, 812 nt
Organism: Cornus florida
Lineage: Eukaryota; Viridiplantae; Streptophyta; Magnoliopsida; Cornales; Cornaceae
Product: small ribosomal subunit protein eS12-like
Exons: 5
Coding region: 143-568 (141 amino acids)
Biological process (GO): translation
Cellular component (GO): ribosome; cytosolic small ribosomal subunit
Molecular function (GO): structural constituent of ribosome
Source: RefSeq, a predicted model, not a curated record
ACAAUAUACAUAUUUGGUUUCUCUUAUAAAGUCGCAAACUCUGUCUUUCGUCUUAAUUCCUUCGCACGCGGCAACUACUGUGAGUUCCGGCAAUCUCAUCAUCGAAGGUUCAAGAGAGAGUAUUUGAGUAACAAGAAGGAAAAUGUCUGGGGAAGAGGUUGCAGCUGAGGCACCUGCUGCUCCAGCUCCAGCUCUAGGAGAGCCUAUGGACAUCAUGACAGCUUUGCAGCUGGUGCUGAGGAAAUCACUGGCUCACAGUGGACUUGCUCGUGGACUUCAUGAAGGUGCUAAGGUGAUUGAGAAGCACGCUGCUCAGCUUUGUGUUUUGGCAGAGGACUGUAACCAGCCAGAUUAUGUUAAGUUGGUCAAAGCACUUUGUGCUGACCACAAUGUAAACUUGAUAACAGUUCCAAAUGCAAAGACCCUUGGCGAGUGGGCUGGUUUGUGCAAGAUUGAUUCUGAGGGGAAGGCAAGGAAGGUUGUGGGUUGCUCAUGUGUUGUUGUAAAGGAUUAUGGAGAAGAAACUGAAGGUCUCCAUAUCGUUCAGGAAUAUGUCAAGUCUCACUGAUUGAGUUGGCAAUGGAUCAAUCAAUAUAAUUGUGCCUGGUUUGGAGUUUAUCUGCAAAAUCCACUCUUAGUUUGUUUGAGCCACCCUUCUGGAAAUUUUUGAUUGUUCGGGAACCAAUAUUCUAGAAAUAGCAUCUUAAUUAUUGCAGAUUUUCAGUUAUUUGUUAUUUCUGGUUAUGGUUACCUAAUGUUGCUCACAAUGCAUUAAAAUAUUUAAUGUUUGUUGGAACCUGAUUUUUGAUUUA